UUGAGGCAUAUUUCAGAUACUGGGGUUUCUGACAGCAACCCUAGAGUUCAAUUGCAUCCAUAGUGAUUGCAUUCUUCACUUGGUCUCUGCCGGAAGCUGGUCCAUCCUUGCUGCUUGACACAGUCACUGCAGGGAAGAAACAUCUGCACAGCAUAUGUUUCAAGGGACCUGGCGUAUAUGGCAUACUGUUCUUUAUAUGUUUGCUCACCUUCUUGGCGCUAUGUGUUUUAACCAAGGUCACCUCUCUGAGAAAGGUUGUUUCCCCAGGUAGGAAUUUUCCCCUGAAGUUAGGGAGGGAAUAAAACCCCUUAACUAAAUGCCGGGUGGGUAGUUAAUCACUUUAACUUCGAACAAUCACCCUUAAGCUACAUAAUCUUUACUCCCUGGAAUGGAGAUAAGAAACGCCCUAACCUUUGGAAUAGAAAUUGACAGGAUUAAAAUCAACUGGUAUAAAUACAGAUGUAACAAGACAAUAAAAGAUAGAACCUGGACAGAACUUGGCUGGAGAUCCUGGCUAGAGACCCUGGCUAGGCUGCUGAUCAACUGAAUGCUGUGUCUGUGUCAUUCCUUCUCCGCCAACUCCAUCCACACCUUUGGGAACCCCUGGACCUGCUGGGGUUGGACCCCAACAUAUGGCGCAGUAGUUCCUGCAGGUUCUCUCUUCUGUCUUCGGAGCCAGUGGCCCUCCCUGUGCUGAGCAGCUAGGAAGCCCCUGUCAGCGAGCUCGUAGGAGCUUGAAACCUUCAUCACCCUUCCGAAUCUUACCAGGAGGGAAACAUGGUUGAAGCUGAUCGCCCAGAAAAGCUCUUCAUUGGUGGCCUCAAUACAGAAACAAAUGAGAAAACCCUUGAAGCUGUAUUUGGCAAAUAUGGACGGAUAGUGGAAGUACUCUUGAUGAAAGAUCGUGAAACCAACAAAUCGAGAGGAUUUGCUUUUGUCACCUUUGAAAGCCCAGCAGAUGCUAAGGAUGCAGCCCAAGAUAUGAAUGGAAAGUCCUUAGAUGGAAAAGCCAUCAAGGUAGAACAAGCCACCAAACCAUCAUUUAAAACUGGUAGGCGUGGACCACCUCCACCUCCAAGAAGCAGAGGCCCUCCAAGGGGUCUUAGAGGUGGAAGAGGAGGUAGUGGAGGGACCAGGGGACCUCCCUCACGUGGAGGGCACAUGGAUGAUGGUGGCUAUUCCAUGAAUUUUAAUAUGAGUUCUUCCAGGGGACCACUUCCAGCAAAAAGAGGACCGCCACCGAGAAGUGGGGGUCCUCCAGCUAAAAGAUCUGCUCCUUCAGGACCAGUUCGCAGCAGCAGUGGAAUGGGAGGAAGAGCUCCUAUAUCUUGUGGAAGAGAUAGUUAUGGAGGCCCACCUCGAAGGGAACCCCUGCCUUCCCGUAGAGAUGUUUAUUUGUCCCCAAGAGAUGACGGACAUUCUACUAAAGACAGCUACUCAAGUAGAGAUUACCCAAGCUCCCGUGAUACAAGAGAUUAUACUUCACCACCAAGAUAUUAUACUUAUUGUGAUUAUGGUCAUUCCAGUUCACGUGAUGACUAUCCAUCAAGAGGCUAUAGUGAUAGAGAUGGCUAUGGUCAUGAUCAUGACUAUUCAGAUCAUCCAAGCGGUGGCUCCUACAUGGAUUCAUAUGACAGUUAUGGUAACUCACGUAGUGCUCCACCUACACGAGGGCCCCCGCCAUCUUAUGGUGGAAGCAGUCGCUAUGAUGAUUACAGCAGCUCACGUGACGGAUUUGGUGGAAGUCGAGACAGUUACUCAAGCAGCCGAAGUGACCUCUACUCAAGUGGUCGUGAUUGGGUUGGCAGACAAGAAAGAGGGCUUCCCCCUUCUAUGGAAAGGGGAUACCCUCCUCCACAUGAUUCCUACAGCAGUUCAAGCCGCAGAGCACCCAGGGGUGGUGGCCGUGGAGGAAACCAAUCUGAUAGAGGGGGAGGCAGAAACAGAUAUUAAAAACAAAACUUUGGACCAAAAUCCCUGUUCAAAGAAAUAAACAGAAAGUGGAAUCCAUUCUGUCAUAACUACCCAAGGACUACUAAAAGGAAAAAUUGUGUUACAUUUUUUAAAAUUUCCUGUUAAAUUCCCCCUUCAUAAUUUUUAUG
Myotis daubentonii (Daubenton's bat) is the source of this 2102-nucleotide messenger RNA. RefSeq names its product RNA-binding motif protein, X chromosome-like. Lineage: Eukaryota; Metazoa; Chordata; Mammalia; Chiroptera; Vespertilionidae. Gene Ontology annotation, molecular function: RNA binding. The record is from RefSeq and is a predicted model, not a curated record.